CAAGAAGUAGAGCAUAAAUCAACAGUUACAAAUCAGAGUUCCCAGUCCACUACUGCAAUAAAGAAAGCAGCAUACGCUCCUUCUUCUAAGUCCGCAUUCCCCAAACAAAAACAAAAACAAAAACAAAAAAACCACCAUCAACAACUAUGAAACCCAUCAAUUAUUUUCUCCCUUGUUCAUAUAACUCAUAACCCACACAUUUCUUUUUUUUUAUGUUUCAUUUUUAUGGCAACGGCUAUUUUUCUUGUCUCCCUCGCUUUGUCCACCAUUUUUUCCGUCACCGUAUUUGCUACGGUGUCGGAACUUGACUCAUUGUUAGCCUUCAAGCAUAACCUCAAUGAUCCACUUGGCGCCUUAGAUGGUUGGGAUGUGUCCACGCCGUUAGCCCCUUGUGACUGGCGUGGCGUUGGCUGUUACAUUACUAGAGUUGAUGAGCUCCGCCUCCCCCGCCUUCAUCUUACCGGUGUGCUUUCACCGGAGCUUGGUAAUUUACGCCAGUUGCGGAGGUUAAGCCUUCACUCUAACAAAUUCCAUGGCUCUAUUCCUCAUUCUUUCUCCUCCCUUGCUCUCCUCCGCGCUCUUUACCUUCAUAAUAACUCUCUUUCCGGCGCUAUUCCGCCGGAUAUUCUUUUACUUAAUAAUCUCCAGGUCGUUAAUCUCGCCGGUAACGACUUGUCAGGGAAAAUUUCAGGCAGAAUUUCUCCCAACAUUAGAAUCCUCGACCUUUCUUACAACAAUUUCUCCGGCCAAGUCCCGACGAAUUUUUCAGGUAGCUCGCAGCUCACAUUGAUAAACCUCUCGUCGAAUAAGUUCACCGGUCAGAUUCCCGCCAGUAUUGGCGCGCUUCAAUUUCUGCAGUACUUAUGGUUAGACUCGAAUCUCCUUGUUGGAACUCUCCCGUCGGCGAUCCUCAACUGUACUUCGCUUGUUCAUAUCUCGGCGGAGAGUAAUUUCAUCUCCGGUAACAUUCCGGCGACAAUUGGAGCAAUGCCGGCGCUUGAGGUACUUUCUCUAUCCUACAAUAAUCUCUCUGGUGUGGUCCCCGCCUCUGUGUUUUGUAAUAUAUCAAACCCUAGGUUGCUUCGAUUUCUUUUCUUGGGAUUCAAUGCCCUCACGGGAGUGGCAAAGCCGCCAAAGAGUUGUACAUUCAGAAGUGGUUUGGAGGUCCUAAACCUUCACGGGAACCGCAUUGCUGGCGAGUUUCCGUAUUGGGUGGCGGAUAUUCCAACGUUGAGGGUUUUAGAUCUUUCCGGGAACCUUUUCACAGGGUCACUUUUCCUGAAUUUUGGAAAUUUGACAAUAUUAGAGGAGUUUAGGGUGGCUAAUAAUUCUCUAAAAGGCCCAUUUCCUGAAGAAAUUGCACAAUGUAGUUUGCUGAGGGUUCUUGAUCUUGAAGGAAAUCAAUUUUCUGGUAAAAUUCCGGCAAUUUUUCAGAAUUUAGAUAAUUUAAGGGUUUUGUCAUUAGGGAGGAACAGAUUUGUGGGUUCUAUUGACUUUGAUGUUGGUAGCAUUCAGAGUUUGGAAGUAUUGACUUUGAGUGAAAAUGAGUUGACUGGGGUGGUCCCAAAUGAGAUGCUUCAACUCACUAACUUGACCACUUUAAACCUCAGCUUUAACAAUUUUUCUGGGCAGGUUCCUGUAGGAAUUGGUAAUUUGAAGAGUUUGAGUGUGUUGAAUUUGAGUAACUGUGGCUUUUGGGGUUCGAUUCCGACAAGCAUUGGGAGUAUGAUGAGGUUAAGAGUUUUAGAUUUGAGCAAGCAGAAUGUAUCUGGGAAUCUUCCUGUUGAGUUAUUUGGGUUGCCCAAUUUGGAGGUUGUUGCAUUACAGGAGAACAAUUUACAAGGGGAUGUUGUUGAGGGGUUUAGUAGUUUACUUGGCUUGAAAUACUUGAAUCUUAGCUCCAAUUCCCUAUCUGGUAAUAUCCAGGCGACUUUUGGCUUCCUCCGGUCCUUGAACGUCCUCUCUCUAUCUGAUAAUCGAAUCUCGGGUAAAAUUCCACCAGAGCUUGGCAAUUGUUCAGAGUUAGAAGUAGUUGAACUUGCAAGGAACCGUUUGGCAGGCAAUAUUCCGAAUUCAUUAUCAAGGCUGUCUCAUUUGAAAGAGCUUGAUUUGAGUCACAAUCAUUUGGAUGGUGAUAUUCCAGAGGGCAUUUCCAAAUGCUCAAAUUUGCAGUAUUUGGUUUUGGAUUCCAACCAUUUAUCAGGGUCAAUACCAGGCUCAUUGUCACAAUUGCUACAGCUUAGAGUGCUAGAUAUUUCAUCUAACAAUUUAGGUGGCUUCAUCCCAGAAAAUCUUACCCAUCUAUCAAGCUUGCAAAACCUUAAUUUGUCCUCGAAUCAUUUCGAAGGAGAAAUCCCAAAAACAAUAGGCUCUCACUUCAGUGAUCCUUCAUUGUUUGCAAACAACAGAAACCUAUGUGGGUAUCCAUUGAAGAAAGAGUGCUCAUAUUUGAAGAGGAAGAAAAGGAGGAAGUUGAUAUUGUUUAUUGGUGUUGCAGUUGCAGGGCUUGUUUUCCUAAUACUAUGUUGUUGUGGCUACAUCAUAAGCCUACUGCGUUGGCGUAAAAAGCUGAGAGGCAAGGCAAACGGGGGAGAGAAGAAACCCAGCCCACCGAGAAAAAGCUCUGGAGCAGAAAGAAGUAGAAGCAGCAGCGAAAAUGGUACUCCAAAGCUUGUCAUGUUCAAUAACAAGAUAACCUUAGCAGAAGCCUUAGAAGCAACAAGGCAAUUUGAUGAAGAAAAUGUCCUUAGCAGAGGGAAAUAUGGGAUGGUAUUCAAGGCCUUAUUUGCUGACGGAAUGGUCUUAGCAAUCCGAAGAUUACCAGAUGGAUUUCUUGAUGAUCGUGGCUUCAAAAAGGAGGCCGAGAUGCUUGGGAAAGUAAAGCACAGGAAUCUCACAGUUUUAAGGGGGUAUUAUGCCGGUCCACCUGAUAUAAGACUGCUAGUAUAUGACUACAUGCCUAAUGGAAACUUGGCUACUCUUCUUCAAGAAGCGUCUCACCAUGAUGGCCAUGUUCUAAACUGGCCAAUGAGGCACUUAAUUGCACUCGGUAUCGCUCGAGGAAUCACAUAUUUGCACUCCUUAGAUAUGGUUCAUGGUGAUAUCAAGCCUCAAAAUGUGUUAUUUGAUGCUGAUUUUGAAGCACAUUUAUCAGAAUUUGGUCUAGACAGGUUGACAAUUGCAACUCCUAUUGAAGCCUCAACAUCAACACCACCAAUCGGAACACUUGGGUAUGUUGCUCCAGAAAUGGGGUUAACAGGUCAUGUGUCAAAAGAAGGGGAUAUCUAUAGUUUUGGGAUUGUUUUGUUGGAGAUAUUGACUGGGAAAAGACCCAUUAUGUUUGAGCAAGAUGAAGAUAUUGUUAAAUGGGUCAAGAAACAACUGCAAACAGGUCAAAUAUCCGAGUUACUUGACCCAGGUUUGCUCGAGCUUGACCCGGAAUCAUCUGAAUGGGAAGAGUUUUUACUUGGGAUCAAAGUUGGGCUUCUUUGCACAGCACCAGACCCGAGUGAGAGACCGUCGAUGGGCGAUAUCGUCUUUAUGCUUGAAGGUUGUCGGGUAGGCCCCGAUAUACCUUCCUCCGCGGAUCCGACCUCCCUCCCUUCCCCUGCUGGGUGACCCAUGAAGAAAAAGUUGACUACCCAACCAACUUUGUGAUUCAGAUUUUGUGAUUUUGUUUCAAUUUUAACAAAUUGCAUUAGUGAUUUUUGAUGUCUGUAAAUAGAGUAUUUAAUGUUGUUAUCUUAAUUUGAAAUGUGAGAAUUUCAUUAA
Messenger RNA from Spinacia oleracea (spinach), 3771 nucleotides. Its product is annotated as probable LRR receptor-like serine/threonine-protein kinase At4g36180. Bases 226 to 3618 code for a protein of 1130 amino acids. Gene Ontology annotation, biological process: protein phosphorylation. The record is from RefSeq and is a predicted model, not a curated record. Lineage: Eukaryota; Viridiplantae; Streptophyta; Magnoliopsida; Caryophyllales; Amaranthaceae. Gene Ontology annotation, molecular function: ATP binding; protein kinase activity; receptor serine/threonine kinase binding. The transcript has a single exon.